Molecule: messenger RNA, 2669 nt
Organism: Brienomyrus brachyistius
Lineage: Eukaryota; Metazoa; Chordata; Actinopteri; Osteoglossiformes; Mormyridae
Gene: stard14
Product: START domain containing 14
Exons: 6
Coding region: 5-1054 (349 amino acids)
Molecular function (GO): lipid binding
Source: RefSeq, a predicted model, not a curated record
CGAAAUGUGGAGGUAUGAUGCAGCCCAUCCGGCAGCUCAGGAAUGUCACAAACAUCCCGUCUGUCUUGAUAUGCUAAUCUGGGUGUAUAACACUGAUUUACAAAUAUCUGUUAAAGCCGAGAUGGCUGACAGUCGUGGUACAGACGCUGGGAGAAACGAGACCUUUACUCUUUUAUCUUCUGAUCCCGGAUCCGACGGUCAUUCUAACCAGACUGCUGUGGAAGCAGCCCAGCGAGCCGGGGCCAUGUCGCGACAGAGCACGGUGAUCCCAGACGAAUCCGUCUUUGAGGAGUUCAGAGCCCAGUGCCUGUCCACAGAAAACUGGCAAUGCAAGUACAACAGCUGCGACAUGAACGUGUGGACGGAGAUGGCACCGGAGAACGGCAGCACCGCAUCCAAAGUGCACAAGAUCAAGUGCAGGAGAGCCAUUAAGGACGUUUCUGCGGCCACCAUGUAUGACGUUCUCCACGAUUCGGAGUUCCGCGUGAAGUGGGAUCCCACCAUGCUGGAGAGUUUUGACAUCGGCCGCCUGUCCGUCAACACCGACGUGGGAUACUUUUCCUGGAUGUGCCCCAAGCCACUGAAAAACAGAGACGUGGUUACACUGCGCUCCUGGAGAGUCAGAGAUGACGAGUAUCUGAUCAUUAACUACUCCGUGAAGCACCCGAAGUACCCUCCUCGCAAGGACCUGGUUCGCGCGGUCUCCAUCAUCACUGGCUACAUGCUGAAGGAGACGGGGCCCAACAGCUGCAUCUUCUUCUACCUCUCCCAGGGUGACCCCAAGGGUUCCAUUCCAAAGUGGUUGGUAAACAGAGCCUCGCAAAUUCUAGCUCCCAAAGUGAUGAUGUGCCUGCACAAGGCAGGGCAGCGCUACGUAGACUGGAAAGAGCAGAACUCUCCAGAGAGGAAGCCUUGGCUUUACCCCGAGCAGAGCGAGUUACCCUGGAUGGAUCCAGCAGAACUGGUGAUCCAGCGCAGGGAGUCGCUGGAGAACGUGGACGAGAGCUCAUCGCAGAAUUCUCCGGAGGGCGAGACAGCUGAGGACAGUAGCUGAGUGGGGGGGGCGGGGCCACCCCCUCACCAUCAUGGCCCCAAAUCACUCUCGGAGCCCAAACCGUAACUGUUAUGGGACGAUUCCCCCUCCAGGCUGCCCGCUGGAAUCACUGAGUUAUGCAGUGCUUUGCACUCAGAUGUCAGGCAGUAUUGCUGUCUCUGUUUAGGUUACUGUUAACAUAUUAACCAGAUGGGUACAGCUGCAAAGGUGUCUGCUUGCAUCUUGCGAAGAUCAAUCAUGGCUCAUGUGCUGCCAUCUCAGUGCCUGACGGCGAAGCUCGGCGUUUCGUGAUUUUAUACGCGCCGGUUCCCCUCCUUCGUCGCGGAUGCAGGAAUGAAGUAUUUCCACCCGCUCAGAUCUUAGAUUAUGAAUAAGGUGCUGAUGGUGGUAAAAGCUGAUCUGAAGCAUGUGAAGCUGCUUUUUGGGGGGGGAACUGCAGCCUGGGGGGGGGCAGCAUCACACUUUUCUUCUGUGAAGGGGGGAGGGUCUCCAUUUCUGAAGCUGGGGCCUUUCUUGAAAUCUGAAGAAUCUGGAGCUCAGAACAGCCAUCUGCACUCAGCUAAAAUUAUUCAUUAGUAUGUACUGUAACAGGCCACUUACUGUUUCAUGAUGUUAUUUUUAUGAACUAUGCAACUCCACAUAAACCGUAAAGGCUUUGGUACAGAGAAAAGCCCAGUGAUACAAGGCAGAGCUUGAAGACAGACUCUGUUAGCACCUAGACGGUGGAGGUUUUGAACCGGCAGUCAGACUUUAGACAGCUGUUGGACUAAGACGUUCUUCUAUACUGCUGGGGCAAGCAAAGUCAUGCCGGUUUUCCUGUGAGAUUGUGUGACACAGCUGUAGCAAAUGUUAACACACAGACGACUAUGCAGAUGUCAUGGGUCUUUCAUUGAAAGAGGAAACCACUAUAUUUAUUAACAUACUCAAUAAGUGAACUAAAAUGCUCUGGUUAUUCUGUUCAAAGUGUGUAUGGAGUCUCGUAUCGCAACAAACAGACUUUAUUUAAGAUCCCAGCUGGUGCCUUACUCUCUAUGAGAAAGUUACAUGGUUUCACAGGUUAUUCCUUUCGUUUGAUCGUUACAAUAACUGAAUGGAAAACAGACCUUUCUUUCUUUAAAUAAUAAAGGGGGAAACGCCGCCGCAGUGCUACACACAGCUGCGGGAAUCUGCACAAACCCUCUCUCUAAACACACUACACAACCUUAACCACAGUACUGUCCUCAAACAUGCAGGAGCCUCUUUUGUCUCUCUGGAUUCAGACUAUAUGUUCUCACUUCACAGGAGGUCCUUACAUUCCUGGUCCACCUUUGCCUAACAUCCUGAUACAUUACAGUACUGUUGGGCAGAUGAAGCUUCUUAAAACAAUUGCUGUAUUUUUUGACCCCACUAGAUGGCACCCUUGCUUUGGGACAUGCUUCGAGCCCUUUUAUGUACAGAGAGCACCAUCCAAUGGGGUCAGAAAAUGCAGGAAAUGGUUCAGGAAAAUUCAUUUGCCCAUCACAACAGCACAGCAAGGCCAUUAACCCCAGCUGCUGCAGCGACACUAGCUGACCCCGGCUCCAUGACCCCCAAGCAUUGCUCACCUCACUGUGGAUAUAAACAUCUGCUAAAUAAA